Messenger RNA from Fusarium musae, 918 nucleotides. RefSeq lists its product as uncharacterized. Lineage: Eukaryota; Fungi; Ascomycota; Sordariomycetes; Hypocreales; Nectriaceae. Bases 1 to 918 code for a protein of 305 amino acids. The record is from RefSeq and is a predicted model, not a curated record. Gene Ontology annotation, cellular component: cytoplasm. Gene Ontology annotation, biological process: protein stabilization. The transcript has a single exon. Gene Ontology annotation, molecular function: protein-folding chaperone binding; adenyl-nucleotide exchange factor activity.
AUGUCGAGAUACGGCUGGUCUAUCGGCCGCGAACAGAUUUCGCCCUACAGUUCUAUGCCCAGCGGCGUCCCCGCUGUCACCGACGACGAUUUUAGCUACAUCACAUCUCAAGAUCUUGAUGGCGUCACCGAGGAUCGAUACUAUCCCAGAUCCCACUCGACUGCACCCCCACCAGCUCCAGAAGACGAUGUCCUCCUUAUCAAGAAUCGCGGCAUCACAUAUCCCGCUCAUUUCCCCGCAUAUGCGAUUGGAGAUGGAAAGUUGCGGGUGAUAGACGUCAAGGACCGGGUUGGUCUGAUGAUGGAACUUCCUGAGCGAGGAACAUCACGCAUCAAGCUUCUCUACAAGGGAAAGCAACUCAAGGACCCUAUGGCGCCAGUACGAGACUAUGGUGUUAAGAACAACAGCGAGUUGAUGGCGGUCAUGCCCGAGAUCAAUGGUGUCAGCAGUGGCUCAGAAGAGGAGAUGGUGAUUGUCGAUGCUCCUAGAGAAGACAGGAAGACUCGUCGCCGCAAGAAGAAGCGUGACAAGAAGAAGGGUAUCACCAGUGAUGGCGACUCCUUGUCAGGCAGCCCUCGAGACAGCGCUUCUACCUUCGACCACCCCAGAUCACCUCCAGCACCACCCACAUCUUCAGGCGCAACCAGUGGACCCAUGAAGGUUCUCGACGAUCUUGCUGUUGAGUACCAGAUCAAGUGGCUGCCUUUGUGCUCCGAUUACAUUGCGUCGCCACCUUCAGACCCAAAGAAGCGAGAGGAAGACCACCGAAGACUUUCUGAGAGCAUUAUGAUGCACAUUAUGUUGAAACUGGACGGCGUCGAGGCUGAAGGCAUGCCCGAAGUCAGAGCGCGAAGGAAGGAAUUGGUGAAACAGGUCCAAAAGACAUUGAAGGAUCUUGAUGUUGCAAAGGAAUCUUGA